GGUCUGAAAAAUGACGUAAACAAUGAUUUGGACAAUAGUCGGAAUAAAGACCUAGAUAAUAUACUGAAUAACAACCUGAACAAUACUCUGAAUAAGGACUUGAAAAAUGACCUGGACAAUAUCCUAUAUAAGGACCUGAAAAAUGACGUGAACAACAAUUUGGAUAAUAUUCGGAAUAAAGACCUGGAUAAUACAGUGAACAACAACCUAAACAAUACCUUGAAUAAGAACUUGAACAAUGACCUGGACAAUAUCCUGUAUAAGGACCUGAAAAAUGACAUGAAUAAUGAUUUAGACAAUAGUCAGAAUAAGGAUAUAAAAAAUGACAUGACAGAUGAUCCGAUGAAUAACCUGAAAAAUGAUCUAAAAAGUGAUUUGAAUGAUGACUUCAAUAGUAACCUAAAUGAAAACUUAGAAAAUAAUCUAGUCGAAAACCUGGAUAAAAAAAAAGAGAAUAAAAGUGAAUCAACUUUCUAA
Racocetra fulgida is the source of this 477-nucleotide messenger RNA. The record is from the annotation of a GenBank genome assembly. Lineage: Eukaryota; Fungi; Glomeromycota; Glomeromycetes; Diversisporales; Gigasporaceae.